Messenger RNA from Capsaspora owczarzaki ATCC 30864, 2670 nucleotides. RefSeq names its product vacuolar assembling/sorting protein VPS16. Gene Ontology annotation, molecular function: actin binding. The record is from RefSeq and is a predicted model, not a curated record. Lineage: Eukaryota; Filasterea; Ministeriida; Capsasporidae. Gene Ontology annotation, cellular component: HOPS complex; cytoplasm; lysosomal membrane. The transcript is spliced from 19 exons. Bases 1 to 2508 code for a protein of 835 amino acids. Gene Ontology annotation, biological process: endosomal transport; intracellular protein transport; vacuole fusion, non-autophagic.
AUGGAGCUGGAGGAGAUCAACCCGGCAGCGAGCUGGUCGCCGCUGCAGGACCGCUUCUACCGGAAGCUCGAGAUGUACGACAUGGCCUGGCGCUCCAUCGACCUCGCCUGGCGCUCCAUCGACCUCGCCAUGUAUGUCAUCUCGGCCGCCCCGUUCGGAGGUCCCAUCGCUCUGAUGCGCGACAAUAGCAAAAUCAUUCGCGCUCAACGCACCAAGCGUGAUAUCUUCAUUUACAAUGCUGCCGGCACCCCGUUUGCGCAAAUCCCGUGGGACGGUGCUCGCAUUGUCGGUCUUGGGUGGUCGGAACAAGAAGAGCUCAUCUGCGUGCUCGAAGACGGCACUGUUCGCAUUUUUGACGUUCAAGGCGAACCCAUCCGCACCUUUACUUUCGGACAUGAAGUCAAGGACCAGACCGUCAUUGAGUGCAAGUUUUAUGGCUCUGGCGUCGUCAUCUUGACGGGCGCUUUCGUGUUUUAUGCCAUCACGACCUUUUCCGAAGAAGCCCCGCAGCCGCGGCGAUUGGCCGAGAUUCCAGAAAUGACGGCCGCACCAACCAGCUGGGUUGUCAUUGAACCGCAAUUCUCCAUCAAUCAUGGCGUUGAAGUGCUUGCUGCUGUUGGCAACACCAUCUACGUCGUUGAUGCUGCAGAUGCACAAGACCAGAUGCUGACCGACGGCCCAUACACGGCGCUGACGGUCUCGCCCAAUGGUCGACUGCUGGCAAUGUUCUCAGAGACGGGCGUGCUGUGGGUUGUCUCGACGGAUUUCCAGCAAAAUCUCACUGAAAUGCACACCAAGAGUCGUGCCAAGCCGCAGCAGCUUGUCUGGUGCGGACAAGACUCUGUCGUUGCCUACUGGAGCAAUAUUCUCCUCAUGGUGGGUCCCAACGGCGACUGGGUCAAGCAUCCCUACGACCACCCAAUCUUCCUCGUGUCUGAAGUGGACGGUGUCCGAAUUAUUAGCAAGGAGAAGCACGAAUUUAUGCAAAAGGUUCCAGUCUCUGUGGAAAACGUGUUCAAGAUUGGCUCUCUGCAUGCUGGCGCCAAGCUUUACGAAGCAUACUUGCAAUACGAGAAACGGAGCCCGAAGGCGGACGAGUACAUUCGCACCAUCAAGACCGACAACCAACUGACCGAGGCUGUGGACACUUGCAUCGAAGCCGCCGCGCACGAACACUCGCACAAACUCCAACGCCAGCUGCUGCAGGCUGCGUCGUUCGGCAAGGGCUUCCUGGAAUACUACGACUCGGAAAAGUUUGUGACAAUGUGCCAAACGCUGCGCGUGUUGAACGCCGCACGCUUUUACGAGAUCGGCAUGCCCGUCACCUACUCUGAGUACUCGGUUAUCACCCCCACUGGUUUGAUUGACCGACUCGUGUUGAGGCGUCAGCACUUCCUUGCCUUCCGCGUCUGCGAGUAUUUGAAGCUUCCUCAAGACCGCGUGUUGAUCAACUGGGCAUGCGCAAAGAUUCGACAACCUGCGGAAGACCCUGCAGUGGUUUGCCAGGCGGUCGUUGAAAAGCUGGCAAAUGUUCGUGGCAUUUCCUACACUGAGAUUGCCAAGGUUGCCUUCCGUCACAGUGGUCCUGAGCUGGCUACCAUGCUGCUGGAUUACGAGCCGAAAGCCGGCGUGCAAGUGCCACUGCUCAUGACCAUGGAUCAAGACGAAAUGGCAUUGACGAAGGCGAUCGAGAGCGGUGAUACCGAAUUGGUUUACUUUGUCAUCAUGCGACUCAAGCAAAAGAUGGAAGAGUACGACUUUUUGCGCUUUAUGCAAUCCAAGCCCGCGGCUCUGGACUUGUUUGCCACGUAUGCCAAGCAGCAAGACCCGGCCCUGCUCCGCAACCUGUACAUUACUGACGAUGGCAAGGUGGAGCUUGCGUACAUGGACGCGGCCGCGGCCUACAAGUGCACGGGCUUGCAAGAGCGCUUCACUGUCCUCAAGUCGGCCGUGGAGCCGUUCGCCGCAAGCAAGGAGCCUCCGUUUGUCGCAAGGGCCAUCAGCGAGCAAAUGGAGCUGUACAAACUCCAAAACGAGCUGGAGCAGGUUUCCAAAGUGCCGUGGGCUGAUUUGUCUGUUUCCGACACAAUUUACAAGUGCUUGACGUCGGGCUAUCCCAAGAAGGCGUCGGACGUGCAGAGCCUGUUUAAGGUCCCUGAUCGCCGAUUCUGGUGGAUUAAGAUUCGUGCUACUGCCGACACUGGCAACUGGAUUGAGCUGGAAAAGUUUGCCAAGUCCAAAAAGUCGCCCAUCGGUUACGGACCGUUUAUUGAUGUCUGCAUGGAGAAGGGCAAUCCUGGCGAGGCCAAGAAGUACAUUGAUCGCUUGGCUCCUGAAGAGAGAGUUGCCGCGUACAUUCGUGUUGGAGCACUUGCGGAAGCCGCCGAAGCUGCGUUCCAGCAAAAGGACGACGCUGCGCUGCAGCAAAUCCGUGGCCUCGCCAAGAACCGUCAGCAAGUUGUCGUCGCCAUUGACAACUUCCGUGCUACGCUUGCGCAAAAGAAGUAGAAGGCAGCGCAGCUCUUUUCGUUUGCUGAAGCGCCCCCCCCCCCUUUCGUUUGUUUGAUUUUGUUUGUUUGCCAAACCAAGUUGAUGUCCAAUUUUUUUUGUCGUUUGUUCAAUGCAAAUAUUGUGUCAAGUGGGUAUUCAUGUUACUUUGUAAUCGCAGAA